Messenger RNA from Westerdykella ornata, 1483 nucleotides. RefSeq lists its product as uncharacterized. The record is from RefSeq and is a predicted model, not a curated record. Bases 397 to 1059 code for a protein of 220 amino acids. Lineage: Eukaryota; Fungi; Ascomycota; Dothideomycetes; Pleosporales; Sporormiaceae. The transcript has 3 exons.
CGAACUUUUGCAGACUUCAAAAUCAUUCGCGCGCUCCUUCUCCUACAGGAUACGUAACAGGAAACUCGUUUCUAAUGACGGCGCAGAGCAACCAUGACGACUAACGUACACAGUACUCCGUAAAAGCUCACCAACUGGCAUGGGUUUUGGAUCGACGCCUGGGCAGGCACGUUCACCACCCGCGCCUCCCAAGGAUGAGUGGCACCCCAACGCGUUUCAUCAUGGACAUCUUUUAUCAUAUUUAAUUGUGCCACUUUCCAUCCCACCGCUUUAUACCUGUGCCUCUUCCUCUCACUCUUCCUUCUCGAGCGGCGAACAGGCCGAUUGAGUAUUAUUUCCUACAUCUUUAGUACUCUGCACAGUGACCCCUGAAGUCAUAACACAACAAUCGCCAUCAUGGGCAUCGGCGUGAAAGCACCCGUCGUUUGGAAGAAGCGCAUCUUGAUACCCUUCUGGAUACUGCGAAUAUGCAUCAUGGUCUUUAUCAUUGCCGCCUAUAGCUGGGCGAUUAAGGUGUUGAAGGACCAAGGGGACGGGCGCAAGGGGCUUCCCCGUACUCACUCCAUCGUUCUCUUCAUGCUCAUGACGGUCAUUGUGCUCCUGCUGGAUAUCCUGGCCAUUCUCCUGUUCCUACGCGAUAGAUUGACACCGAACACAUUCCUGGUCAUGACCAGCGCCCAAACCGGAUUCUGGGUAGGCGUGCUCAUCAUGGAGACUGUUGCUGUGGCCAAUGGCGCCAGCGCAUUGGGACUCAUAUUUGUUUUAUUCUGCCUUUUAUCCUUUGUCGGCCUGCUCAUCUACGCGAUCGUAAAGUACCGGAAGGCGAAGAGGGAAGGAAAACGCGGCCAAUACGCGCUCGCCUAUAACCCCUCUGGAGCACCGAUCACGCCAACGGCCGGACACCAUCCUCCCGCGUUCAUGAACGCUGCACCUUACCGGGAGGAGACGACCUACAACCAGACCACCGCUUACAAACCUCAAGGUGCCGAGUUUGCUUCCCAAGUGGAGCCGCCGGCAUAUUACUAUCAAGCUCCGGCGAAACCAACUCAGAUGGUGUAGUGCCGUGAACACUCGGCAAAGGGCAAGGAUUAUAUUUUGCUGUCAAGGUCACUGGGAUGAAAAACGGCGUAUACUAGACUGGGUUUUGGCGCUUGUUAGAUGGGUACAGAAGCAAAAUAUGUUUUGUGCGUAAUACUACAGGAGGCAGUUUCAAAGGCAUACUCAGUUCAUUCUUAGAUGGUUGAAGUUGGACACUCUCGGCUGCGCUUGCACAUGAUUGUCGCGUUCUCCUCACCAGAACCGGCCUCACGGGGCCUCAAAUGUUCAGUGCUUCAGCACCCAGACACAACUGAGAGAUUCUUCUAGCGCAGGAGAACAAACGUAGAAGGGUUGUGGAGUAUCUGUGUCAGCGAAUGUCGAUUAUGUGGAGUAUGAAGUCCAGGACGACUGGCUUAGCCUAGAGUACCUUCACCACCAUCCGAAG